AGAUGUUCACGUUUUUGAGAAUAUAAUAUUUCGAGGAACCUCUUACUAUCUAAUGGGGGAUACUCCUGAAGAUAUUUCAUCUGGAAGAUAUUCCUCCAUUUUCCCAGCACACAUAUUUUGAUAUUCAAGUAUGCUUCUAGUCACCUUCAUUAUAAAUCUUACAACAUUUCGAGAUUGAAUUCUUAUUGGACAUCUGAAUUAAACAUAGUCGUCAGGGAUACUGAAUUGAAAGAGAGUAUAAGACCACAAUUAAUAAAGAUGAUGACGAGUAGGAGAAUGAUAUGGAAGAUGACGGUAGAUGAAGCGAUAUUAAAGAAGAAGCAAAAAUAAGUGCUAAUUAUAUUCAUUUAUGAUAGGCAUUUGGAGUAGUAAUAUGUGAAAUAAUAUUUGAAGAGUGAAGAUUUUGGAAACAGAGAACAGCAGAAUAUUCGGCGUAGAAGACAAUAGGCAGCAUCAAUUUCUAUUAAAAUAUUGUAAAUAUUUAUUUAAGAAAACUUCUUAAAAUGGAUGAACAAUUCAACUUCAGCAACUCCAACAUAACUGAACUCGAAUACAAACCACCACCAAUGUACGUGCAAAUGAUAUUUGUAUUAGUCUAUGGGUUGGUGGUGUUGGUUGCCGUUGGAGGUAACGUGCUGGUCUGUCACAUUAUUCUGAUAUGCCAACGGAUGAGGACUGCGACGAACCUUUUUCUACUAAAUUUGGCGAUCAGUGACAUUCUUAUGGCGAUACUUUGCAUCCCUCUCACUUUUGUUUCUACUGUCAUGCUCAACUAUUGGCCUUUUGGAAACGUCAUGUGUCCAGUUGUCACUUAUAUCCAGGCUGUAUCAGUGUUUCUCAGUGCAUUCACUCUAGUGGCAAUGAGCAUGGACCGUUAUGUAGCUGUCCUCCAUCCUCUUCGACCGAAGCUGACCAAUACACAAGCGGUGAAAAUCAUAGCCGUCACAUGGGUUUUAGCGAUGGCUGCUCCCUUACCUACGGCAAUUGUAUCACGUGUUCUAAACGAAAACUCAGAUGGGAAUGAAUCAGACGCCUUCAAUGGUCUGUGCCAAGAAAUCUGGGAGCAUGAUUACCAACGCCAGAGCUACAGUAUGGUCAUCAUGUUUCUGCAGUAUUUUAUACCACUUAUAGUACUUAUUUUCACAUACGCUCGGAUUGGAUAUAUUGUUUGGAUCAAAAGCCCUCCUGGAGAAGCAGUAAGGAAUCGGGAUGAAAGAAUGGCAGCCUCGAAAAGAAAGAUGGUGAAAAUGAUGAUUGCCAUGGUUGCAAUAUACGCCCUCUCCUGGCUGCCGUUACAUGCCAUCACACUAAUUGGUGAUCAAUAUCCUGAUAUCUACUCUGAAGAUUACAUGAACAUCGUUUGGAUUGCCGCUCAUUGGACAGCAAUGAGUCAUAGCUGUUACAACCCGAUCGUGUAUUUCAGUAUGAAUUCGAAAUUUCGUGCUGGUUUCCUUCGGAUUUUCAAGUGUUGCUCAAGGAUGAAACAAGAGCAGCUGAUUAACGAAAGCUCUAAGAGCUAUUACCACGGAACAACCUGUAACACAUCGGUGAACAUGACUAGUACUCCCCACAAAAGAAACGUCAUCACUAAUUAUUAUGAUAGAAACAAUCAUGAAAAUAUAGAAAGCUCUGUUGUUUAAUGAGUAUCAACAAUAUUAAAUGCUAUUUUGUUCCGUAACUUCUUGGCCUAUAUUCGUAGUCUGAUUGCAAUAAUUAACUAAUUAAUUAAUAACUUAUAACUACUCACCUCAUUCAUUGUUUGCCAAAUUAUUUUUGUAGCUUCAAAUCAUCAUUUCUUUAUCUAAUGGGUGUCUUUUGUGUCUUUGUUAUUCCUCUAUAUUUUUUUAUCACUUUUCCUAUAUUUUUAAGUUCUUUCAUGUGAGCACACUCACUGUGUUAGUUUAGGACAAUAGAUUUCAGAUAACAGUAACCGGUUGAUUACAUUAAGCGAAUAUAGAAUUAUGACAUAGGCGCAGGAGUGGCAGUGUGGUAAGUAGUUUGCUUACCAGCCACAUGCUUCUGGGUUCAGUACCAUUGCGUGGCAC
Octopus sinensis (East Asian common octopus) is the source of this 2045-nucleotide messenger RNA. RefSeq names its product RYamide receptor-like. Gene Ontology annotation, cellular component: membrane. The transcript is spliced from 3 exons. Gene Ontology annotation, molecular function: neuropeptide Y receptor activity. The coding region runs from base 504 to 1640 and encodes 378 amino acids. The record is from RefSeq and is a predicted model, not a curated record. Lineage: Eukaryota; Metazoa; Mollusca; Cephalopoda; Octopoda; Octopodidae. Gene Ontology annotation, biological process: neuropeptide signaling pathway.